AUUUCUACCCCCGGAGCUCUUUGGGAGAAGGCGAGGACGGACGCCAGAUGGCGACGAAGAGCGGCCCUAGCCCCAAGCCCAUGGGCGCGGCCCAGGGCGACCCGGGAGAGGCGGGCACCCUGCCCAGCCCCGACGCCGGCCUGCGGGACGCAGGUUCGGCUGCUCAGCUGAAGUUGAAGCCAAGGAAAGUGCGCAAGAUCAAGGCGCUCAUCAUCGACCUGGGCUCGCAGUACUGCAAGUGCGGCUACGCCGGCGAGCCGAGACCCACCUACUUCAUCUCCUCCACGGUGGGCAAGCGCUGCCCCGAGGCGGCCAACGAUGCGGGCGACACCCGCAAGGACACCUACGUGGGCCACGAGCUGCUCACCACCGAGGCGCCCCUCAAGCUGGUGAACCCGCUGAAGCACGGUGUGGUGGUCGACUGGGACUGCGUGCAGAACAUCUGGGAGUACAUCUUCCACACGGCCAUGAAGAUCCUGCCCGAGGAGCACGCUGUGCUGGUGUCGGACCCGCCGCUCAGCCCGAGCAGCCACCGCGAGAAGUACGCUGAGCUCAUGUUUGAGACCUUUCGCAUCCCGGCCAUGCACGUGACGUCGCAGGCGCUGCUGUCCAUCUACUCGUAUGGCAAGACGUCGGGGCUGGUGGUGGAGAGCGGCCACGGCGUGUCGCACGUGGUGCCCAUCUCCGAGGGCGACCUGCUGCCGGGCCUGAGUAGCCGCGCCGACUAUGCGGGCAGCGCACUCACCAGCUACCUGAUGCAGCUGCUCAACGAGGCGGGUCACCACUUCACCGAUGACCACCUGCACAUCGUGGAGCACAUCAAAAAGAAGUGCUGCUACGCGGCGCUGCUGCCCGAGGAGGAGCUCAGCCUGGGCCUCGACGACCUGCGCGUCGACUACGAGCUGCCGGAUGGCAAGCUCAUCACCAUCGGCCAGGAGCGCUUCCGCUGCUCCGAGCUGCUCUUCAAGCCCUCGCUGGUGGGCUGCGAGCAGCCGGGCCUGGCCGCGCUCACCACCGCCUGCCUGGACCGCUGCCAGAAGGCCGGCUUCAGGGAAGAGAUGGCGGCCAACGUGCUGCUGUGUGGCGGCAGCACCAUGCUCGAUGGCUUCCCCGAGCGCUUCCAGCGGGAGCUCAGCCUCCUCUGUCCUGGUGACAGCCCCGCCGUGGCCGCCGCCCCCGAGAGGAAGACCUCCGUGUGGACCGGAGGCUCCAUCCUGGCUUCGCUGCAGGCCUUCCAGCAGCUGUGGGUCAGCAAGGAGGAGUUCGAGGAGCGGGGCAGCGCUGCCAUCUACAGCAAGUGCUGAGGGGCGG
This is a messenger RNA of Ochotona curzoniae (black-lipped pika), 1311 nucleotides long. It is a transcript of the gene ACTL7B, whose product is annotated as actin like 7B. The record is from RefSeq and is a predicted model, not a curated record. Bases 48 to 1304 code for a protein of 418 amino acids. NCBI's taxonomy places the organism in Eukaryota, Metazoa, Chordata, Mammalia, Lagomorpha, Ochotonidae. The transcript has a single exon. Gene Ontology annotation, cellular component: nucleus; cytoplasm.